This is a messenger RNA of Mixia osmundae IAM 14324, 1050 nucleotides long. RefSeq lists its product as uncharacterized. Lineage: Eukaryota; Fungi; Basidiomycota; Mixiomycetes; Mixiales; Mixiaceae. The coding region runs from base 32 to 730 and encodes 232 amino acids. The transcript has 4 exons. Gene Ontology annotation, biological process: riboflavin biosynthetic process; aerobic respiration. Gene Ontology annotation, cellular component: cytosol; mitochondrial intermembrane space. Gene Ontology annotation, molecular function: 3,4-dihydroxy-2-butanone-4-phosphate synthase activity. The record is from RefSeq and is a predicted model, not a curated record.
GCCGGAAGCUCUUCAAUCUGUGACGCUGAAUAUGGUCCUUACAGAGUCAGACGAGGCGCCAAGGCCUGCGCAAGUCAAUGGAAUAUCCAAGGCAGUCGAAGGAGCAGACAAGGUCGUACUCGACCCGAUCGAAGAUGCCAUCGAGGCUUUUGGUCGAGGAGAGUUUCUAGUCGUUGUAGACGACAUGGAGAGAGAGAACGAAGGGGAUCUGAUCAUAGCGGCAGCAAAAGUGACGACAGAGAAGAUGGCAUGGAUGAUACGGCAUACGAGCGGCUACAUAUGUACAGCGCUACGGCAGGACAGACUGAGCCACUUGGGCAUACCUAUGAUGGUGGAAGAUAAUCAAGAGCGCAUGAAGACGGCUUAUACCGUCACUGUCGACUACAGACAAGGCACGACAACGGGCAUUUCUGCACAUGACAGAGCACUGACAGCACGCAUGCUCACCGAUCCAUCGAGCAAGCCAGAGGACUUCUCCCGGCCAGGGCACAUGGUACCUCUCCGGUCCAGAGACGGGGGCACUCUCGUCCGACGAGGGCACACCGAGGCAUCCACAGAUCUAUGCGAGCUCGCUGGCUUGCCAAUAGGUGGCCUACUGUGUGAGCUUGUCAUACCUGACGACCCGCAAGGCGCAAUGGCGCGACGAGACGAUUGCUACGCUUUCGCGAAGCACUGGGGUCUCAACAUGAUUAGCAUCGAGCAAAUAGAAGAACAUAGGCAACGCAAGUGAGCUCCCGUGUCUUGUUGUACGAUCUAGAUUGUUUUGCAGCGCUCAAAUGACAACAACAUGAAAAUGCUAGGAUAUGCUGCUGAGGGCCCAAUCGUCUUGCAACAGCCUGUCUAUCCAACUGGGCUGUCGCACGAACUGAUCGACGAUAGCGUACGAUACAUCUUGCAGUGCGUCGCCGAGAUGAUGAUGGUCGAAUGGAGAGUCGCAGGGCCUCAGCAAGCUGCCGGAUAUGACGCCUGCGCAAUAUACGACGAGAGUGUACAGCACGCAGAGAGCGAGAUGAGCGAUGAGGCCAUUGGGGAGUGAUGACUUUGCUGAGC